GUUGUAAUUCACACUAACGCAUGCGCGUUAUGACCUUGUUCUCAAAACACGUGAGCUAGAAUCAUGUCUAAAGCAAAACAAAAACGUGCCAAACGUCUAGGUUUCCUCGGAAAUAAGACGAAAGAUGCACAGAAGGGCCAUGGUCUAGGGGGGACAAGGACCUCAGCUGUUCAGCAAACAAAAGACUCCAGAAAGCCAGAGGAAGUCAGGAAACAAAGACUUCAGAAUCUGCAGGAAAAGCAGAAGCUGUCAAGAGAACGUGAGAUGAUGAAGAGAAGAAACUUACAGAGCUUUCAGGAGGACAUCCUGCUGAGGCAAAGAGAGUUUGAACAGAAGGAGACGGAGAUGAGGAGUUUGGAGAAGCAUGUAAAUUUUGAAAAUGAAAAUUCAAGAAAAGCAUAUUACAGAGAGUUUAAAAAGGUUGUGGAAGCAUCUGAUGUGAUUUUGGAGGUGCUGGAUGCUCGUGACCCUCUGGGCUGCAGAUGUCCUCAGGUGGAACAGGCAGUCAUCCAGAGUGGAACCAACAAGAAGAUAGUAUUGGUGCUUAAUAAAAUAGAUUUGGUGUCAAAGGAAAUUGUGGAGAAAUGGAUUAAGUAUCUUCGGAAUGAGUUUCCUACUGUGGCUUUUAAAGCGUCCACGCAGCAACAAGCAAAGAACCUGAAACGCAGUAAUGUGUCGGUGACCCAGGCCACCGCAGAGCUUCUCAGCACCAGUGCCUGUAUUGGAGCGGACUGCCUGAUGAGGUUACUUGGUAAUUAUUGUCGCAACCAGGACAUCAAGACAGCCAUCACUGUUGGUGUUGUGGGUUUUCCAAAUGUGGGAAAGAGCAGUUUAAUCAACAGCCUGAAACGAGCACGAGCAUGUCACGUCGGCGCCACCCCGGGUGUAACAAAGUGCCUUCAAGAGGUACAUUUGGACAAACACAUUAAACUUCUCGACUGCCCCGGUAUCGUCAUGGCAACCUCAACAAGUGACGCGGUGAUGAUUCUCCGCAACUGUGUGAAGAUUGAACAGCUGGUAGAUCCUCUGCCGCCUGUUGAGGCCAUCCUACGGCGAUGCAACAAAGUCCAGAUCAUGGAGCAUUACGGCGUUCCCGACUUUCAGACAGCUGCAGAGUUCUUGGCAAUGCUCGCCAGGCGUCAAGGCAAAUUAAGAAAAGGAGGUCUGCCAGACACAGACAAAGCAGCCAAGAGUGUGUUGAUGGACUGGACAGGGGGACGCAUCACUUAUUUCACACACCCUCCAGAGACACACACUCUCCCCACUCAUGUCAGUGCUGAGAUUGUAACAGAGAUGGGAAAAGCUUUCAACUGGGAUGAGCUGGAAAAGGGAAAUCAGGAGGUUCUUGCAGAGUCGUCUUGCCCUGAUGUCCAAAUGGGCUUUUGUAUGGAGUCCAUUGGAAUGACACAAGGUGAUCACGAGGAGCCACACUUUGGUCUACAGAUUGAAGGAGGCUCCGGGGCAGAGCCAACAGCAGAAGAUAAAACUGAGUUUAUGGAAGAUGAUCAAGAUCCAGAAUUUGGACCAAUGACAGUGGAGUUCAAAUCACAGAAGGUGAACCGUUUACCCGUGAGUGAAGCAGCUCCCCGGACUCCGAGUUUAGAGGACAUUUUUGAUAUAGAUCCUUUACAACAAGGCCACGCAAUGCUGGCUGCCAACAAGAAGAGGAAAAAAAAGCAAAAAAGAGCCGACAAAAUUGCCACAAAGCUCUCCGAUACUCUGACAUCUGCCAUGGAUUUCUCAUUUUCAGAUCCCUGAUUAUUGUCUGAAAAAAACCUCAACAGGUUAAAGAGUUUAUUAAAAUAAACACCUAUAAACCUUGUGUGUAA
Oryzias latipes (Japanese medaka) is the source of this 1829-nucleotide messenger RNA. RefSeq names its product G protein nucleolar 3 like (gene gnl3l). NCBI's taxonomy places the organism in Eukaryota, Metazoa, Chordata, Actinopteri, Beloniformes, Adrianichthyidae. Gene Ontology annotation, cellular component: nucleolus. The record is from RefSeq and is a predicted model, not a curated record. Gene Ontology annotation, molecular function: GTP binding.